Ceutorhynchus assimilis (cabbage seed weevil) is the source of this 1431-nucleotide messenger RNA. The record is from the annotation of a GenBank genome assembly. Lineage: Eukaryota; Metazoa; Arthropoda; Insecta; Coleoptera; Curculionidae.
AUGGCAUACUUUACGAGAGCAAAAAGGAGAAAAUUAUCCGAAAGUAAUCUGGAGGAAGACGAUAAUGACUAUGACGAACCUCCAAGGAGUUAUAAAAGGAAAAAUCCCUUUAUGUUUGUACCGACAGAAGUGAUACAACUAAUAUUUGAGCACAUAUCUUAUAAUGAACUAAGUACCAGAGUUCGUUUAGUCAACCGAAGAUUCAAAGUGAUUGCCGAAACUUGCCUGAAUAUAGCUUUUCGGAAUAUUGGAACAAAAUUGGAUGAUUUAAUCAAAAUUACCGACACAUCUUUGAGUCACACACAAGACGAUAUGAUUAUUAAAUGCAUUGCAAAGUUACUUUGGAUAUUGAAAAUACUCAAGCAACAACACAUGGUAAUAUUUGCCACAAUAUGGAGAUAUGUCUACAAUGACUAUUACAAGACUAAUCAAUCUUGCAUGUACGGAGGCCUUAUAAUAGAUAUUCACGAGGCUGUUUUUAGAAAAUUCGAUCAGUGUCCAAACGACCUUUACAGUCCAUCUGUAAUAAAAGACCAUGCCUUGCCAUCAGAAGUCUCAGAAGUAAUAUUUUUAACUAAAACCUUUUGCGUGCACUUCGAUAAAGUCACCGAAGAACUUUCACCUAAUCCGCGUGUUUUGAGCGGAUGCAAAACUUUGGAUAUACUCGACUGCGCCAAUUUUGCUCAGACGAAUCGAAUACGACUUGAACGACGUUCCGAUACUCUUUAUGCAAAGUACACCUUCUACUUCAAAAACUCCUGGUUCUGCGCCAUCCACAUCCCUCCAACGAAAACCGUAGAUUGGCCUCAGAAACAACGGCUGAUGCACAUGAGACUCAGACGUAUCGUUUUGGCACACAACGAUAUGUAUUUACAGCAAGCAGAAUACGAAAAAGAGCUUGAACUCAGACCAGAAACAUCGACAAUCAGAAGACCACCGAAUAACGUCUACACAGGAUACGGCGACGUGGAGAGGACGUUUUUUUAUUAUGGCGUUAUGAAUGAAGCUGCAUAUGUUUCAAAGUUCCACAGCGAAGAUGACAUUAUGGUAGAUGAACUGGACGAAGAAGAAGAUAUAAUUGAAGUGGAUAUGAACCAGUUGAUACCUGAAGCAGUCGGUAUUGAUGAAAUCAACGAUUUAGUUGCAGUAAACUCUGAGGAAGAUGUUUAUUAUCGAAUUCCAUAUUUAGGACUCAAAAUUGACGUAUCUUUGAAAUGCCCUGUUCAAUAUGCUCCUUUGAAAUACCUGAAUUCUUUGCAAGAAGAUGAACGAGAACAAAUUAAAAAACAUAAUAACAUUGAAGGUGCAACCGAAAUCGUACUGAACUUUGAAAGUCUGGGCAAUCACUAUGCCAGAUUAGCGUGCACUUACAAUUACAAAUUCAUGGGCAAACCCGAAACGAGAGAAUCACAUCAAAACACUGGCGAUUAA